Messenger RNA from Stegodyphus dumicola, 1310 nucleotides. Its product is annotated as choline/ethanolamine transporter flvcr2a-like. Gene Ontology annotation, biological process: heme export; transmembrane transport. Gene Ontology annotation, molecular function: heme binding; heme transmembrane transporter activity. NCBI's taxonomy places the organism in Eukaryota, Metazoa, Arthropoda, Arachnida, Araneae, Eresidae. Gene Ontology annotation, cellular component: membrane. The record is from RefSeq and is a predicted model, not a curated record.
AGAAACCUCGAUGGGAAUUUGUAUAGCAACUCUUUUAUCGCUUAUGUGUUUUAGCGGUUUGCUUUUCAUCAAUAAUAUAUGGAUUCAUUUUAUCACCAUUGGUGUAUUCGGUUUCUUUUUGCUGAGUUACAUUUCUGUUGGUUUUGAAUAUGGCAUCGAAUUGACGUACCCAGAUUUGGAAAUUAUAUCGGCAAGUUUACUUACCCUUUCAAGUAUGGUAUUUGGAAUUGCUUUAACUGAAAUUUCUUCUUUCGUAAUGACAAACGUAAGUGUUCUCGCUUCUAAUGGAGUUUUGUGCAUCAAUCUGUUCUUUUGCUGCAUUUUGUCAAGUUUCAUGACAACUGAAUAUAAAAGAAGCAAGAAAAAUGUUGAUGAGACUGUUUCUACCCCUUAAAAUCACAUACUUUUUAUUCCCUUGGAAAAAAAAAUACCGAGGAAAUUAUUUUUUGAUAUGAUGAGUUGACAUUGGAUUUCAUGUUCUCUGUGAUAUCAGAUAUAAUUUGUAAUCGAUAAUGAUAUUAGAAGAUAAGAGGAUGAUCUUUUAUCGAAUAUAAUAAGAUAUAAUUUGAUUUUGAAAAAAAUGGAAGCUAUCUUGAAAGCAAUUAAUUUGUUUAAUUUUAUGUAUACUAUUAUGACAUGUUUCAGAUAUAAUAUUAGAAUUUUUUUAUUGUUUAUAUACAGAAAAUAAUGGUGCUGAUGCCAGAUCUACUGAUUGAAUUAAGUGCACUUCUUCGAAGUUUUGUUUCAAACAACGUUUAUGGAUACAGGAAGCAAACAUUUUAAAAGCAAUAGAUAAUGCCUCAUCUUUCUUUUGAAUGACAAAUUUUUGAACAUCAUAGUUGACAAAAUGAGACUUUCUUUAGAGUUGAUAUCAAACUAAAAGAUUUUGUGACAGAAAAAUACCAUUUAAUGCUUUAUUUCAGGAGACAAUCAGAAGCUUUCUUCAAGCAAAUAUUUAUCACAGGAGGAUAAUUUUAAUUUUCUAUAAAAAUGUGUUUAGCCUCUCCAUAUGAAACCUGCGAAAAUACAAAAAUUAAUUUUAAUAGUUUUCAUAUCUGUGUUUGUGUGCAAAUUAUCAGUCAUUUCAAAUAUUCAAUAAAGUUUUCUCGUAAACUAUAUGUCACAGAAUUCCCUUCCUUUGGAUAAUUUUUAUCUACUCAAAGUAUGAAAGAUGACUAUGCAGACAUUAUGCGUAAUUAAAGGGGUACUCUGUGUGGCUACAAUUUGCAAAAUAAAGAGUUUCUAGAACCCGUUUGUAGCCCAUUCUGAUUCAAACUGUUUUGCAAAAUUAUCAAUGUAAAAUUUUUAGG